Molecule: messenger RNA, 1443 nt
Organism: Anthostomella pinea
Lineage: Eukaryota; Fungi; Ascomycota; Sordariomycetes; Xylariales; Xylariaceae
Source: the annotation of a GenBank genome assembly
AUGUCUCCGGGAUUCGCAGCUGACAUCGCCACAGGCGCAACCGUUGAGCGGAACACAUCGGUAACUGCUGCUUGUUAUGUUAUGGAAUAUAGUUCUACACGACUUGCAAUAAGAACCAUUGCAGAUCGACGGAAUCGGGAUAUCAACAAGAUGUCUACUCUCACCAUGCCUUCCCACCACCACUACCACCACCCUGGCUUCCAUCGCGAAUUUGCGUGGCUCGAUACCCGCCCCGAGACUUCAUCACGGUCACGCAACGAUCACGAAAGGGUGGCUCUUCCAUCGAUCCGACAAACUUUCCCCGAACUACAGCUGCAAGUUCAACAGGACGGCGCAGUCGGAACACCACUGGCCGCAACGUCCCCAGUUAGUGGGCCGUUCACGGGGACGAUGACACCACCGGAAUAUGUCCAUUCCCCGACACAUUCCAAGCGACGGCGUUUGUCUUUCGACGACGAGAGAGAAGCCGAGAGAGCGAAUCAGGUCCCGAGGUUUUACAACAGUUCCCAAGGAGUUGCGUCCAGGCAACAAUCUCCGCCCUCUGCAACGCGGCCAACUCCGGAAGGAUGGGGAAAAUCGAGCACGACAAGCCCUUAUGUCGGAAACGGCGCUCUUCCGUCUAUGAGGUCGCCAGCCAGAGUCGAAGUCCAUGAACGAGCCGAAGCUCGCCCCACCUUGCCGAGCCUACCACUGUUAAACUUGGAGCGAGGUGCUCCCGAGAUGCACCGGAUUCGAAGCCACUCGGGUGACGACUAUGUCCAAGAGUCGACGAGGAGACCUAGUCUGGUGCCUAGCAAUGGCCAAGGAAUGGAAGCGGCCGUACCUGGGUAUCAACAAGCGAACUAUGGGUACGGCUUCCAUCACCCCAGCCGGGUCCAGUCACUGUCCGUCGGUUCGGUCCAUCCGUUUGACCGGACGCCAUUUUCGCCGGGGGCAUACGGUCAGCACUUCCACGAGACGUUCAUGCGCAUUGGCGAGUAUGGCAUGGGGAUCAAUGGCGAUAGCAAGCAACGGAAGCGCCGGGGCAACCUUCCCAAGGAGACUACAGACAAGCUUCGUGCGUGGUUCGUUGGCCACCUCACCCACCCAUACCCUACCGAGGACGAGAAGCAGGACCUCAUGAGGCAAACUGGUCUGCAAAUGAUCUGGGAGCUUGGGCCGAACGUGCCAUCUGCUCCGGUCUCAGGUGUCUACCAAAUAUCCAACUGGUUCAUCAACGCCAGACGGCGGCAACUGCCGACAAUGAUCAGCAACGCCCGUGCCGAGUCUGACGCCAUGACUGGCCGAGGAGGAGAUGGCAAGAUCAUCACUUCGACUGAACGGCUCGAGUACGAUCACGAGGGCAGACACCUCAGCGAUGGCGAGGGAGCCAACUACGAUGAUAUCGGCCUGGAGGCCACGAAACGAUGCAGAGCCACGAACAUGAAGCGCGGCAGCAUAUGA